CUGAGUCACGGAUCUGUCACGCUCCUCACCUCUCUCCAGCCCUCCGGGGUCUAAAGUAAAAGCGAAAGCGAAUGCGACUCGCGGGGCGGCUAGUCCCGAGAGCUGUGCCCGUCGCCUCCUCCCGGACCCUUGGGCACCUGGAGGUGCCGGCGAGGGCGCAGGCGAGGGCAAGGCCAUGGCCCGCCAGCCGCUCCGGGACUGCUGGGCCAGCGAACUCCCGGUGCUGCUGCUGCUCCUGCUGCUCCGGCCGCCGCAGACGCCGGGUACCACAUGCGCUACUCCAACAUCAAUUGAACACGCAAACAUCCAAGUCAAGAGUUAUAAUGAGAACUCCAGGGAGCGUUAUAUUUGUAACUCUGGUUUCAAGCGUAAAGCUGGUACGUCCAGCCUAACUAAGUGCCUGCGUAACGAGGACACAAAUAUUACCCAGUGGACAAUUCCCACUCUCAUAUGCAUCAGAGACCCCUCCCUGACUCACCAAAGGCCAUCCUCCACAGUAGCACCAGCAGGGGUGACCCCAGAGCCAGAGAGUCCCUCCCCUUCUGGAAAAGAACCAGCUCUCAUUUCCAAGCCAGACACCAUAGUGGCCACAAAGCCAGCCAUGGUUCCGGGCUCCAGGCUGAUGCCAUCCAAACCUCCUGCAGGAACCACAGGGGUAGUCAGGAAUGAGCCCUCCCAAACCCCACCUCAGACAACUGCAAAGGCCUUGGAACACACUCCCUCCACCUCCCUCGAGAAGCCAGGUUGGCACUGGCUUUCACACUUUACGAGAGGUGCACAUUCAUCCAAUUCCACAGCUGUCACUGUGGCAACAAUCUCCAUAUCUGUCACUGUGCUUUGUGGAGCAUGUGUGGUAUUACUUCUGGUACGUUAUUGUAAAAAAUCAAGGCAAACUUCCCAGACACCCAGUGAUCAAAUGGAAAAUACGGAAGAUAUCCCAAUGACUGGGGGAACCAAUGGCAGAGAAGAGGAUACAGAAAACUACCACACAGUCUAGGAAACUCCAAGGGAAAACCAGGCCAGCAAGGGCUACAGCAAAGGCACCAACUCUGCUCUGGCCAGAGGGGACCUAGAAAAGACUCAAGGAGUUGGGCGCCAGGGAGAAGCCACCAAGAUGUGCCCUCCCUCAGCACUGUCUGUAUGAGUAGGUUCUCCAGGCUUAGGAUGGAAGCUUGAUGCCUGCCCUGCCUCAGAUAUGGGACCAAGUUCCCAAAGUCCCAGCCAUUGAAGGCCUCAGGUCUUCCUAUCAGGGCUUUUAUUUCAUUAUGAUAUUUACUCAGGAUAACUUACCAGCUUGACUCUCUUCCAUCCCUCCUCCUGACUGGCAGUUUACAAAGAAAAGAAAUAUAUCUGAGGCUCUAAGUGAAUUUAGCAGGCUCCUCCUGGCUUAAGAGGUAUCUAUAAGGAUGACAUUAGCAUUUCAGCUCCUAAAAUUCUCUCCAGUUAGCUGCUCUGCUUGCACUGAAAGGGAGCAAAGAGAUAUUGUACCCAGUGAAUUCUCUUAAUUUAAGGAUUCAGAAAGAAAACUGAACUCAGUGACAUUUUCCAUAUAUGUACAUUUAUAUUUAUACUUCGUUUAUUAUCCUAUAUAAUAAAAGCUCAGCAACAGAAUGGCAGAACGACCAGUUGACCAGUCGCUAUAAUGUGCACUGACCACCGGGGGCAGACGCUCAGCAGGAGCUGCCCUGUGGUGGUCAGUGCGCUACCACAGUGGGAGCGCUGCUAGGCUGACCAGGAUGAGCGGCUGAUCCCGCUGCGAACUCUGGGCCAAUGGGCAGGAACCCGGGCUGCGAUUGUCGUCUCCUCACCUCAGGCUUCUCUUCCUUGCUCCCUGCCACCUCCUCCGGACACCUGCAGGCUGCACAGUGCCUCCACCACCCCCACUACCGCCGGGCUGGCAGAGCUGGACCCGGAGGCUGGGAGGCGGGUUCGUGGCUGCCGCGGAACUAAGGCCUACUCCACCGCCUCUCAGUGCGAUUGUCCCUGGGCCUGGCCCCGACCGGGUCCCCUGGAGAGGCGAGUGCUCUGGCUCCACAAAAGAUGCCAGACCAGAGAGCAGCUGCUCAGAGGGUGGGUCCACAGCCACUCGGCUGACUGGGAUGAGUGGCGCUCCCAUAGUGAGCCAAUCCUCACAGGCCAUGCCCCCCACCAGUGCACGAAUCCCAUGCACCAGGCCUCUAGUAUCUACAUAUUAUGACUUGUAUUUUAAAAUUGUACCUUAUAUAAACAAAAUAAAAUGUCUAUUUUCA
Molecule: messenger RNA, 2249 nt
Organism: Eptesicus fuscus (big brown bat)
Lineage: Eukaryota; Metazoa; Chordata; Mammalia; Chiroptera; Vespertilionidae
Gene: IL15RA
Product: interleukin 15 receptor subunit alpha
Exons: 7
Coding region: 176-997 (273 amino acids)
Biological process (GO): interleukin-15-mediated signaling pathway
Cellular component (GO): plasma membrane
Molecular function (GO): interleukin-15 receptor activity
Source: RefSeq, a predicted model, not a curated record